Molecule: messenger RNA, 527 nt
Organism: Micromonas pusilla CCMP1545
Lineage: Eukaryota; Viridiplantae; Chlorophyta; Mamiellophyceae; Mamiellales; Mamiellaceae
Exons: 2
Coding region: 36-410 (124 amino acids)
Source: RefSeq, a predicted model, not a curated record
CACGCGCGCGCAAACACCCGCUACCUCCACAAAAAAUGUCCGCCGAAGGCACCACGAUCGACUACUCCAAGGGCACGCUCAAGGAUAUGGGCAAGGCCACGGCCCAGGUCGUCACGAUGGGCGACAAGACGUCGAUGAAGAUCACGCUCAAUCCUGGGUUCGACUGGAAGGCCGAAGUGAGCCCGAAGUUGCCGGGCUGCCCCGAGUGGUGCCCCGCGAACCACUUCGGUUAUCUCGAGAAGGGCACCAUGAAGGUCAACUUCCAGGACGGGACGACGAACACGUUCAACGCGGGCGACUCGUACCUCAUCCCCCCGGGCCACCUGCCCGAGGUGGUGGGCGACAUCCCGUGCGUCAUGGUCGAGUUCUCUCAGUCUACCGCGGCGGUCGUCAACUCGAUGAAGAACUAAUUCAAUGGACCAGGCGACACUCGAUGAAGAAUUAAUUAAAUGGUCCAGGCGACGCGCGCGUCCUCCGCGACGAAUGUGUCGCGCGUCUUCGAUUUUGUUUUAUCACACGUGCACUCC